GCGGGCCCCCGCCCGGCGCGCACAGGCACCAUGGGCACGGUGCUGUCGCUGUCCCCCAGCUACCGGAAGGCCACGCUGUUUGAGGAUGGCGCGGCCACGGUGGGCCACUACACGGCCGUGCAGAACAGCAAGAACGCCAAGGACAAGAACCUGAAGCGGCACUCCAUCAUUUCCGUGCUGCCUUGGAAGAGGAUCGUGGCCGUGUCGGCCAAGAAGAAGAACUCCAAGAAGGUGCAGCCCAACAGCAGCUACCAGAACAACAUCACGCACCUCAACAAUGAGAACCUGAAGAAGUCGCUGUCCUGCGCCAACCUGUCCACAUUCGCUCAGCCUCCACCGGCGCAGCCGCCCGCACCCCCGGCCAGCCAGCUCUCUGGCUCCCAGACCGGGGUCUCCUCGGUCAAGAAGGCCCCGCACCCUGCCGUCCCCUCCGCAGGGACGCCCAAACGGGUCAUCGUCCAGGCGUCCACCAGCGAGCUGCUGCGUUGCCUGGGCGAGUUUCUAUGCCGCCGGUGCUACCGCCUGAAGCACCUGUCCCCCACGGACCCCGUGCUCUGGCUGCGCAGUGUGGACCGCUCGUUGCUUCUGCAGGGCUGGCAGGACCAGGGCUUCAUCACGCCGGCCAACGUGGUCUUCCUCUACAUGCUCUGCAGGGAUGUUAUCUCCUCCGAGGUGGGCUCGGACCACGAGCUCCAGGCCGUCCUGCUCACCUGCCUGUACCUCUCCUACUCCUACAUGGGCAACGAGAUCUCUUACCCACUCAAGCCCUUCCUGGUGGAGAGCUGCAAAGAGGCCUUUUGGGACCGUUGCCUCUCUGUCAUCAACCUCAUGAGCUCCAAGAUGCUGCAGAUCAACGCCGACCCACACUACUUCACACAGGUGUUCUCUGACCUGAAGAAUGAGAGUGGCCAGGAGGACAAGAAGCGGCUCCUUCUAGGGCUCGAUCGGUGAGCCCUGUAGCCCGCGCCAUGGCUCAAGGAUUCAAUGCAUUUUUAAAAAUUUAUUGUUAAACAGAUCAGUUUUGUGUACAGUAUGUGUCUAGCAAAGCCACCAAGGGCCUCUCUAUUCCCACGUUAAUCUCCUUGGGGUUUUUUUCAGCCCUGCCAAGAACUCUGGGCACUUUUGAACUCAUAAACCUCGUGCAAAACCCAGAAGAUGUAUUCAGAACCACCGAGGCCACUGACCUCUCACUUUGGGGGAACUCGACUGAUGUGCCCCAUUGCCUGUGCCCUUGCUGGAUCCAGGGUGGGCGAGGCUGCCCGCUGCUCCUGGAGGGGAGCUGCAGCGGGGCCCCUGGCUGGUUGGCCCAGGGAGGAACUGAGGUUUCUGGUUGGAGGCCCUUUUCCGGCUUCUGCUUUGGGUCUGUCAUUCUCCCAGGGGCUCCUGGAGCCAGCUGCCCGGACUGAGCCACAGGUGGGAUUGGGAGGCAAGGUCCUGAUGGCCUGGGACAUCUUCAGUCGAGGCGAGGCAAAGCCAGUCUAGUGCAAAGAUUGUGUCUGAUCUUUUGACCAUGCAUGGUCCUGGCUUGCUGUUUGCUUUUUUAGGGAGAAGGAAUUUCCUUUAGUGGAGAAUUGGAACUCACCCCCUCCCCCUUGCCUGCCGCUCCUACCUGUGUUGGUAGUGUUGGCUAAUGAGCUGGUUUGACUCAUUAAAUUCUCUCAUUUUGGGUCCCAGCUAAAGGGGUGGGGUGACGCUGGGGACAACUCCUUUCCUGGAAGAAUUUUUCAUUUGAAUAUUGCAGUAUAGUCACCCUGUGGCAAAUGCCGGGACAUCUGCAGGUGCCAGUCAGCGGCAGCCUGCCUUCUGGGCAGGUGGGGGGAGGUGCCAUGCCUGAGACCAAGCCAAUGCCCACCUAAGGGCUGAGGCCUCUUGCUGGUGCACAUGACAUUUGUCCUGCAGAGCCGGGGGUGAUGUCAGGGAUUGGGGUGAUGUGGUAAUGGCGUACCCCCACCUGCACCCCUGUUAAUUUAAAGCUGUUUCCAAACAGUUCAGUUUCUUCUGGAGAGGAAGCCUUGCCUUGCAAGGCCAGUUGAGACAGCUGGAUCUUGGAGACAAUUAAAAGAUGGGAGUGCAACUCCUGAUUGCUUUGGAAGCCUGCUGAUUCUACAACUGAUCAUUUGCAGCUGCGGGUUUGGGUUCCUACCUUACCCUAGUGGCUGUGAAAACACACGAUGUGUACUUUGUCAGUUUUCUUUCUAAUUCUCCCACGUUGGUGGCUUGGGACUUGGGAGAGGACCAAGAGAAGGGAGCAAGUGUUCUUCCGUGGUCCGUCGCUCCGGCUUUGGAGAACAAAGACCCACGUGAAGACGCUAUAGAGGAUUCUUUCUUCCAGCCCCAGGCCCCUGGGCAGUGCUGGGAUGCGGGACUGGGGAGGGGGUGCUGAGUGUCAUUUUACAUAGGAUUAGGUUCUAGGUGGCUGCCGAUUUCAGCACAAGCACUACUGAUAGUCAGAUAAAAAAGAGAAAGCUGUGAAAUUGAGGGCCCGAUUUAGAGGCCUGGAGCAGAACCUUCUGGCCCGCGCUAUUCCCAGAGGUGGGGAAGAAGAGGCCUGCUGGCCGACAGCCCCUCGAGGCCCAGCUCAGCCGUUCCUGGGACUGUCAGAUAAUCGGAUGCGGUGCCGGGAGGACCCUGCGGCUGCCGGCACGGGCUUCACCGAGGCAUCUUUCUGCCAGGCUUCCACACAGCCAGUCUGCUGAUCCUGCUGCCACACUCGACCGGAGGUGGGAGACCCCUGGUGGCUUGGAAGAGGGAGGAUCAGUGCCAAGUCUCAGGAGGAGGGCACAUGUUUGUAGUCACCUUCGGCUGGCAGGACCUGGCCUGGAACUAUGCGGUUAAGUUGCAGCCACGGGAUUCCAGUUUUGUGUCUGUUUCCUUCUCUUUCUCCAUAUUUUUUUAUUUUUUGGAGGAGGUGCACCUUUCAGGAGUGGUUUGGGGACGAAGGAAACAACUCUCUAGUCCCCUCAGUGUGAAGCCUGUCAUGUCUCCUCUCUCCCCUUGCACUGGUCAUCAGUAUUGUGUAAAGGAACCACCGAUAUACUUGAGUGUGCAAGCAACGAACCCAUGUGACAUGCUGCUAUGAAGACUACUUUUAGAACAACAAUAAAAAAAAAACUAAUCUACAAAAAAACCUUUAUUCUUUAAUUGUUGCUUUUACAGUGAUAUUGUGCAUGCAAACCAGGAGCAUUUUGUGUCUUAAGAAAAAUAAUCUUAGAACAGAUGGCUGUGAAAAUUACACCCGUGCACAGAACAAGCCACAGGAAUAAUAGUUCAGGAUUUGGUUUUUCUCUUUUAAUUGUAAACCUGAAGGGUUGAUAUAUUCUUUCCAUGCAGUUAUUAGAAUUUAGUUUUGUUCCAACAGUUGUUAAAACUUGCAAUGAAAAGAAAAUGUGCCAUUUUUUUCACUCAGAAUUAUUCAUAGCUGUAUAUUUGAAACUGCUAAUUACACACGUGUGCUGUUUGUUGGUUUUUUUAGUGCAAUUUCUUCUGUAGCUAUUCUUUGACCAAACUGUGGGUAUUGUUAAUAUUAAUUUAUAUUUGUCUCAUUUUGUAUGUAUGUGUAGUGUGUGAGUAUGUGUGGUUUAUAAUCUGACAAAGUCAUGAAGCUCAGUUUGGCUGUAAUUUAAUUCCCCUUCCCUUAUUUUUAUUUAUUUUUGUACUGUGCUGAUUCAAUAAAAUGCACUGACCAUCCAUUA
This is a messenger RNA of Lemur catta (Ring-tailed lemur), 3692 nucleotides long. It is a transcript of the gene CDK5R1, whose product is annotated as cyclin dependent kinase 5 regulatory subunit 1. Gene Ontology annotation, biological process: positive regulation of cyclin-dependent protein serine/threonine kinase activity; brain development; activation of protein kinase activity. Gene Ontology annotation, molecular function: cyclin-dependent protein serine/threonine kinase activator activity; protein kinase binding. Lineage: Eukaryota; Metazoa; Chordata; Mammalia; Primates; Lemuridae. Gene Ontology annotation, cellular component: cytoplasm; protein kinase 5 complex. The record is from RefSeq and is a predicted model, not a curated record.